CGAAAACGGCGGGAGGAGCGGAAAGAAAGUUGUGGCGCCGUCAUAACAGCUAUUACGUGAAAAUGUUCUCACGUCUGGGCCGCAGAGGAGACUGCUGACAUGAGACGGGUGGUUUACAAGUGACCCCAUCUUCUGGAGUCCAGUCAGUCCACCUGAAUAGCAUCAGCCAGCAUGUGGCCUCCAGACUUUGGACCUCCAGACGUCCAGUUGACUGCUUCUGGCUUUGGAAGUGUGUUUGAAGAUGCAAAAGACCUACAAGCUCCGCCGUCCUUUGUGGCCUUUUCCCAGUCGCCUAUUCUCUCUGGAGGGUUUGGAUCAUGCUGCGUCUCGAGGACCUCGUCUCUUGUUCGAGACAUCACCUCUCUUUGUAAGAACCAAGGAUCCCACGUGAAGCCACCGUCCGAGGAGUUGGCCCACACAGACAUCAAAAUCAACCAGAAGUUCAACAGUUUCACACAAAACUCUUAUCCUCUGUCUUACACAAUGAGCAGCUGUGCCGCCCAAAACUGCUCCCAGCAAAGUUCCAAUUUUUCGUCGGCCCUCCCUGACGUUCUCUUGCCCCACAGCAAAACUCCUCUGCAGGAGCAAAAACAUCCCGAGGGGUAUCAGUCGAUAAAACAAGAGCCAUCAGAUGAGUUCUCGCCGUGCAAGAGGGAGGCGUUCCCAGUCAAGGCACACGCCGGACCGUCCUGCCAGGACCACGACCUCCGGGACAGUAGUCCCCUUCACUCUGCGGGAGAACAGCUGGACCAGCCGUGCAACUGGAUCGACUGCAGCGCCACCUACAGCAGCCAGGAGGAGCUGGUGAGACACAUCGAGAAGGUGCACAUCGACCAGCGAAAGGGGGAGGAGUUUGCAUGUUUCUGGAGCGGUUGUGUGCGGCGCCACAAGCCUUUCAACGCUCGCUACAAGCUGCUCAUCCACAUGAGGGUCCACUCGGGAGAGAAACCCAACAAAUGCAUGUUUGAAGGCUGCUCCAAAGCCUUCUCGCGACUGGAGAACCUGAAGAUCCACCUGAGGAGCCACACCGGAGAGAAGCCAUACAUCUGCCAGCACCCCGGCUGCCUGAAGGCCUUCAGCAACUCCAGCGACCGAGCGAAACACCAGCGCACUCACCUGGACACGAAGCCGUACGCCUGCCAGAUCCCGGGGUGCACCAAGCGCUACACCGACCCCAGUUCCCUCAGGAAGCACGUGAAGGCACAUUCAGCGAAAGGCGUUCAAGAACUUAAGGCUCAUGCACACUCCAUCUUGGAAUCGGACGUUUUAAGCGAUUGUUUGGAGAGGCAGCAUCUCCACAGCUCUGCCGCGCCACAGCAGGGACACAGUCCACCACUACCAGGCUUAGAUGAACUCACAGGUGUUUACGGCAACAGAGAGUUCAUGCCUCCAUCGUCCGAAAUCUGCGGCCGCUAUCAGAACCUGGACGGGAACCUGACUGCCAGCAGCCCGGCAUCUUCUUUGUCCAGCCCAGGGAGCAUCACAGAAGGCAACAGACCCUCAUUCUCCACAGAGCGAACCGAUGUUUGGCUCCAGGGUCUCCAGAAAACCUUCAGCCACCAUCAGCAGCAGGUGUCCUCACAGCAAGCAGGUUGUCUGUUUGUAGACGGGAAGCCGGCUGUUGACGGAGGAUUCGAACCUGCAACCUAUUUUACCAACGCGACCACUGCACACUCAACAGGUGAGUCAGGGUUUGACCUGCUGCAGGACCUGCAGGGUCAGGCGGGUGGGGGCCUGUCCAUGUCCACCUGCCCCGACGACAGCUUCCUCUUCCAGCCUGGAGGCAUCGACCGCUGCCUCAAUCAGAUCUUCUCCAUUUAUCUGGACUCAUGAAGGACAUAGAAAAAAUCGCUGGAAUUUAUUUACUCAAGUUCGGACUGGAACAAUGUGAAAAUGUUGUCUAAGACGGAGAGAUCGUAAGUCUGAACCCAUACUGGUCACUGGGUUCACCUCCCUGCUCUUAGCAGGUCCGCUUUAUUCAACAAAAGUCGGUCACCAAUUGGAAACGCACAUGGGAAAACCUGUCACGUUUGUUUACUCCACUAGCAAAGAAAGUUUUAAAAGUCAAACCUUGCCAACAGCAACUUUGGCUGCAGUCAGUCUUCCAGCCGUAACACUUUCCUGAGUUUGUAUUUUGAGCAUUAAUUCUGUCGAUUUUGAGCUUGUUAUUUUAGUGACAGUCUUUAAACUGCCACUCAAAACUGUUUUAAAAGAUAUGAAGUGAAGUCCAUCUCUUUUUUCCAUGUAUAUGUGUCUAUAAAGACGAACUAUGAGAGUAGUUUUAUAUCACUGCAAUGAGUUGACGUACUCUUCACUUUGUUUGUUUUUGUCUUCAUUCAUUUGUAUGAAAAACCGGAGAUACUGUUUUAUGUUGUGAAUUUACUGUCACUGCCAUGUUCAGAACACAGUACAUCAUACAUUUGAUUUUUUUAAUUUCACUCAGUUUCAUAUCUUCUUUGAAUAUUAGCUGAGAGCAACAUUUUACACUUAUUAAUUGCACUUUACGAUUCAUACGACAAUAAGUCAGUAAUUCUCACUUAAGUUUUGGUGUCCCUGAACUGGAUUCUUGUCACAUGUAACGUUUAGUCUACCAGAAUGUACUUCAAUAACAUUAUGACCACCUACCUUUUUCUGUACCUCCAGAAUUGCGACUGUCCACUGCGGUCAUCAACAUUUGGGUGGUCAUAAUGUUUUGGCUCAUUGAGUGGCUAUAGUACGGAGCAGUGCUGCCCUCUACAGUCGAACAAACAAACUGUACGUCAAUGAAGCUCAGUGUAAAAAAGGAAGCAUGUAUCUUAUUUUUGUUUAUUUUAUUUAACCACUUGUUGCUUUUAAGUGCAUUUCCCAGCUUUAUUGUAUCGUUUCUAAAGAGGUGUGAGUUGUUUACAAAGCCUUUUCUGCACUCUUAAUCAUUCCCUGAACAAAAUGUUUACACUGAUUUUGUAGCAAAAUAGAUAUCUCUUACCACGUAGUGUAC
Messenger RNA from Synchiropus splendidus (mandarinfish), 2977 nucleotides. RefSeq names its product zinc finger protein GLIS1 (gene glis1a). Gene Ontology annotation, biological process: regulation of transcription by RNA polymerase II. The record is from RefSeq and is a predicted model, not a curated record. NCBI's taxonomy places the organism in Eukaryota, Metazoa, Chordata, Actinopteri, Syngnathiformes, Callionymidae. The transcript is spliced from 9 exons. Gene Ontology annotation, cellular component: nucleus. The coding region runs from base 172 to 1833 and encodes 553 amino acids. Gene Ontology annotation, molecular function: RNA polymerase II cis-regulatory region sequence-specific DNA binding; DNA-binding transcription factor activity, RNA polymerase II-specific.